This is a messenger RNA of Aspergillus versicolor CBS 583.65, 630 nucleotides long. RefSeq lists its product as uncharacterized. Bases 177 to 566 code for a protein of 129 amino acids. Lineage: Eukaryota; Fungi; Ascomycota; Eurotiomycetes; Eurotiales; Aspergillaceae. The record is from RefSeq and is a predicted model, not a curated record. The transcript has a single exon.
CGAGAGACAAUCGUUCUCAGCGCUGUUGGCUGGCAACAAUCACGGAUACUUCUUUGUGCAACCCUCCUGGUCGGUGAAACGACCUGUCAGAAUCUCGCGAGAUUCCCCUGACACGACCCCUGACUGGGGGGGCUGCAAGGGCGGAGCUCGCCUUUUGUUGAGAAACGAGUAUUUGAAUGAUCAGCGUCAAAUGUUGCCUCUGUUGGCAGUUUGAUUUGGGUGAAGCUUCAGAUUCUGGAGGAUCAGAACUUGUGGUGGCUUGGGAAAUGUCCCGGCAUUCUGGCAGAGUUGGCUUGAGGCUAAGAUCUCCGCUUUCUGAAUCCUUCAUCCUGAUGAUUCAUACUUUUGGGUCCGACGCUCAGGCAGUCAGCACCAUUCGGGCCCGACAUUGGCUGGCUUCUCGUCGAAGCCCGCUCGCCUUCUUUGUCUCCUUCCUCAUCCUUGCCCUUCGCAAGAUCGACGAACCAGCACGUGUCGGCAAGAAUGCACAAUCUGAAUCAAAGACCUGUGCCGCCUGUCCAGCUGAUAUCCGCUCGGCCGGGAUCCUUGUCAGAGUCCGAAGCUAGGUUGCCUCGUCGUAAGGAUGAUUACGAGGUGACGGCAACGACCGCUGCUUGCUCGGCCCACCGU